Limulus polyphemus (Atlantic horseshoe crab) is the source of this 1012-nucleotide messenger RNA. Its product is annotated as protein spaetzle 3-like. Gene Ontology annotation, biological process: regulation of Toll signaling pathway; central nervous system formation; innate immune response. Gene Ontology annotation, molecular function: Toll binding; growth factor activity. The transcript is spliced from 5 exons. The record is from RefSeq and is a predicted model, not a curated record. NCBI's taxonomy places the organism in Eukaryota, Metazoa, Arthropoda, Merostomata, Xiphosura, Limulidae. The coding region runs from base 1 to 537 and encodes 178 amino acids. Gene Ontology annotation, cellular component: extracellular region.
AUGAUACUGUAUACCAAUCACGAUGGGGUAAAACUGUUCUUUUCACCGAGAGAUAAGAUCGAACUGUUCAUCGACGAGAAUAAGGCGUUAAUUCGCCGCAUGUUUGGAGAAUACAGCUAUUCGCUGGCUGAAAACUAUACUCCACCAUUCCCAAAUCAGUACGAAACUUACGAUGGCCACAUCCUUCAUACCCGAUCUGAGAGAGCUGCCACCCCUACAUCCGAAAGUACUUCUUCCAAUAAAAUUGACGCUUGUGAGUCAGCUGUAGAGAUACUAACACCGUACUGGGCUUCGAAUAGUGCCGGAAAAAUCCGCGCUGUUGUUAACACCCAACACCUUCAACAAGCUAUUCAGCAAGAGGUUUGCCAAUCAGAGCAGACGAAGAGGUGUGCGGACGGCUGUUCUUGUGAGCAGAAAUACAAAUGGCACCGAUUAUUAUCUUACGAUUCUGAUGACGAUUGUAAAGGAAUAUUUAUGGAUUGGUUUCUUUUUCCUUCUUGUUGUGUGUGUCGAUGCGAAAACCUUUCCAGCAAGUGAACCAACCGGAAUCCUGCUUUUAAAAAUCCAAAUGAGCUGUGUAAAAACGAAGAUUAAUAAUUCGUCAUUAUAAAGUAUUUCAACUUGGAGAGAAUGUUUGAAAAGUUCAAGAAAUGCAAUUUGAUUUAAUUUUCUCUCAAAUAUUCGUGUUCCAAGUUUCUAAUAAUUAACCGCACUAAAACAAAUAUUGUGUAAUAUCCGAUUUAUUGUAUCACUGAAAAACCAAGGUUUGACGUGCCAAGUUAUUCCGACUUUUUUAAUAGAUUUCCAGUAUGGGAAUCGUAAAAAUGACAACUUUUUUAUCGCCGAUGUAAAAAAAAGAAAAAAAAAGUGAAUGUUAUAUCAUUUAGCGAUUAUAAAUACAGAUAGAGUAACUUUUUAUAACAGAUUUUUGAGUUUCUUCUUGUAAUUCGUUUGUUGCAAUAAUGUAAAAUAUAUAAAAUAAAAAAUGUCAAUUCCAAAGUUAAAAUCUUUA